AAGGAAACCCAGCAAUCACCAGCCGUUGAUCUGACUUCUAGUUUUCUAACUUUUUUUAUUCUUUCUUCGGAUAAAAACCAACGCUGUACAAUGGUGAGACGUAAACCCUACGCUCACUUUAUUCUCCUUCUUCUUCUUCUUCUUCUUCUUCUUCUUCUUAUAGAAUAAUAUAAUAGAAAAUUUUGGACCUGGACAACUUCUUUGAUUUGGAAGCUUCAGAAAGGAUUCUUCAUACUAGCAGCAUUAUGCUUAAGAUCCCAGACCAUCAAGUUGCAGGUCACCAAGCCCUUGAUGGAAAACUUGGACCCCUUAUUGAUGAUUCAGGGCGAUUCUACAAACCCCUCCAGGAUGGUGAACGUGGUUCCAAUGAAGUAGCUUUUUACACAUCCUUUUCUUCCAAUACAAAGAUCCCUGAUCACAUCCGCAGGUUCUUCCCUGUCUUCUAUGGAACUCAACUUUUACAAGCAUCUGAUGGAUCUGGCCUCUGUCCUCACCUGGUUCUGGAAGAUCUUGUCGCAAAAUGCCUCAAUCCAUCCAUCAUAGAUGUUAAGAUUGGUUCAAGAACAUGGUACCCUCAAGCACCCAAGGACUACAUUGAAAAAUGCCUUAAGAAGGAUGCAGAAACCACCGGCGUGUUAUUGGGUUUUAGGAUAUCUGGGUUGCAGGUAUAUCAAAACAAAGAAUCGGGCUUCUGGAAGCCAGAAAAGAAGCUUGUCCAAGCAUAUACUGCAGACGAUGUGAGAUUGGUCCUGAGGAAGUUUGUUUCAUCUCACUCGCCUAUUGAUUCAAAAUCAGUCUCAGACUGUUCUUUUGCACCAACUGUUUAUGGUGGUUCCAAUGGGAUUCUAGCACAAUUGUUGGAGCUCAAAGCAUGGUUUGAAGAUCAAACCAUUUAUCAUUUCAAUUCUUGCUCAGUUCUCAUGAUGUAUGAAAAGGAGCCUCUUUUGGAAGGCAGGAGUUCAGGUGCUGAAAUUAAACUUGUGGAUUUUGCACACGUGGUGGAGGGCAAAGGUGUUAUUGAUCAUAACUUCUUGGGUGGGCUCUGCUCUUUGAUAAAAUUUGUCUCUGAAAUUCUUACCAGUCCAGAUGAACCAGUGUCAACGAAAGCUUCUUCACAGGAUUCAGAGAAGAACUGCAGUUCUACCGAUAACGACACUAGUGAAUGAAUAUUGACACUGCAAAAGGAAUUUUCACUUCUAUCUGUGUUGUUGUGCCUUUUUAUAUGGUUAUUUUGGACACUUCUACAAUAAAUUUUGGUUCUGCUUAGGUUCAAAUUUUUUUUCUCUACUGGUCAUUAUCUUGACUUGUAGAUUGAGAUUUGUUCAGACCAUUUCAACACAUUUCCUGACUUCUUUAAGUAAUUUUUACUCUACCAUAACUCUAGUUUUGGUUGGAAAGAGACAACAACACUGUUGAAUCUUAAUUUUCCCAGUCUGAUCAUGUUAGUAUUUUAUUUGCUGAAACGUGUGGGAGCUAUCUUCAUAUGACUGUAUUUUAUUGCACUCCUGUGCUUAUAUAAGACUAGCGUUUGCUUUCUUUACA
Messenger RNA from Mangifera indica (mango), 1542 nucleotides. Its product is annotated as inositol polyphosphate multikinase alpha-like. Gene Ontology annotation, cellular component: cytoplasm; nucleus. The coding region runs from base 246 to 1166 and encodes 306 amino acids. The transcript is spliced from 2 exons. Gene Ontology annotation, biological process: inositol phosphate biosynthetic process. Gene Ontology annotation, molecular function: inositol-1,4,5-trisphosphate 3-kinase activity; inositol tetrakisphosphate kinase activity. NCBI's taxonomy places the organism in Eukaryota, Viridiplantae, Streptophyta, Magnoliopsida, Sapindales, Anacardiaceae. The record is from RefSeq and is a predicted model, not a curated record.